Messenger RNA from Penicillium riverlandense, 1008 nucleotides. RefSeq lists its product as uncharacterized. Gene Ontology annotation, molecular function: transmembrane transporter activity. Gene Ontology annotation, biological process: transmembrane transport. NCBI's taxonomy places the organism in Eukaryota, Fungi, Ascomycota, Eurotiomycetes, Eurotiales, Aspergillaceae. Gene Ontology annotation, cellular component: fungal-type vacuole membrane. Bases 1 to 1008 code for a protein of 335 amino acids. The record is from RefSeq and is a predicted model, not a curated record. The transcript is spliced from 2 exons.
AUGAUCUUCGUCGGCACGACCCUGUCUAUUGUGGGAGUUAUGAUGCUCAGUCUCGCGGAUGCAUACUACCAGAUCUUCUUAAGUCAGGGUAUCUGUAUGGGUCUGGGGUUUGGGCUGUUGUAUAUCCCCAGUCUUGCACUGGUUAGUCGCGCUUUUGUGCACAAACGCGCUGUUGCACUCGGCGUCGCGACCAGCGGUGCCCCAGCCGGAGGCAUUAUCUAUACCAUACUGUUCGAACAGCUUCUACCACGUCUACAUUUUGCGUGGGCGGUGCGGGUUAUUGGCUUUGUUAUGCUCACGCUGUUUGUUACUGCUGCAUUUCUGCUGCUCUGGAACAGUUCCAAUACACAAGGAUCUGCGACUACCCCAGGCCGACCUCGAAAAUUAUUUGAUCUGCGUGCUUUCGGGGACGGGCCGUUUUGGAGCUAUACCAUUGCAAAUUUCUGCCUUUUCCUGGGUUACAUGACCCCUUUCUACUAUAUCCCGACCUAUGCGGAGACUAUGCUCGGUACCACACGGUCACUGGGGCUCUAUAUUCUUAUUAUCUCGCAGGCUUCUUCUAUCAUUGGUCGCGUGGCUACAACCACUGUUGCGCAUCACUAUGGAUCUAUGAUUCCUUGGAUCUUCUGCGGGUUGCUCUCGGGGGUUCUGUGUUUGUCUUGGAUCAGUGCGCACAGUGUGCUGCGUUUUAUCCUUUAUUCGGCCUUUUAUGGAGGUGUAUCCGGUGCUUUGAUCCCUCUUCCACCCAGCGUCUUCCCCCAUGUGUGUCCCGACCCAUCGGCCCUUGGAACAUGGCUGGGUAUGGCGCAAGGUAUCAGCGGCUUUGCGACUCUCAUUGGCGCACCCGUCGCGGGAGCAUUGGCUUCCAUUGGAUCAAGAGACAACGCAGAUUUGAACUUCGUGAACAUCCAACUCUUCGGUGGGAUUGCGAUGAUAUCCGGGGCAUUCCAAUUAAUGGGCCUGUGGUUCCUGCUGUACAAGAAGAGAGAUAAAAAGGGACUGUUCUGA